This is a messenger RNA of Oreochromis niloticus (Nile tilapia), 1113 nucleotides long. RefSeq lists its product as uncharacterized. Bases 1 to 1083 code for a protein of 360 amino acids. NCBI's taxonomy places the organism in Eukaryota, Metazoa, Chordata, Actinopteri, Cichliformes, Cichlidae. The transcript is spliced from 3 exons. Gene Ontology annotation, molecular function: catalytic activity. The record is from RefSeq and is a predicted model, not a curated record.
AUGACAGACAAACGCUUCUGGAGCUACGUUCGUCAGUGUCACGUCCGAUGUGGCAGACGUGUGGAGUGUUUCGACUCCGUGGAUGCUCUGCUGCCUGGGAUCCUUUGUUUACUCGCGCGACGUCGAGGGAAAACAAAGAGCGGGAAACGCGCCGGAGUUUUGUGCCGAACGCGACAGAGAAACAGCAAGCCACCUCUCCCCAGCAUCCUGCUCGUGAAUCUCCAGUCUCUGGACAACAAACUUGACGAGCUGCGUGCACGGAUUAAACACCAACAAGACAUCAGGAACUGCUGCGUUCUGGCCUUCACAGAGACAUGGCUGGAGCCCAGCGUCCCCGACUGCGCCAUCACGCCGGAUGGAUUCACUGUUUACCGGGGAGACCGAACGAAGGACUCAGGCAAGAAAAGGGGAGGAGGGGUGUGCUUUAUGGUUAACUCCUUGUGGGCUAGAGAUGUGUGUAUCUUAAAAACGUACUGCUCUCAGAGCCUCGAGCUGCUGACCAUUAAAGUCAGGCCUUUUUACCUCCCGAGGGAGUUUAGCUCAGUUCUCCUCUCAGCUGUUUACAUUCCUCCACAUGCUGAUAAAGCUACGGCUAUGGACGAACUGUAUGACAUCAUCACUGGACUUGAGAACAAAAAUCCAGAAGCUGCCUUUAUUGUGCUAGGAGACUUCAACAGAGCCAACAUGAAGAAGGUUCUCCCCAAAUACUAUCAGCACAUCUCCUUCCCCACAAGAGGUGAUCAAACAUUGGACCACUGUUACACUCCAUUCAAAGAGUGCUACAAACCCCUCCCCCACCCAGCUUUUGGUAAGGCAGACCAUUGUUCCAUACUGCUGCUGCCUGCAUACAGACAAAGACUGAAACAGGAAAAACCAGCUUCCAGGGUUAUUUACAAAUGGGACAGUGAGGCUGAGGAGGUCCUGCAGGACUGCUUUGAGACAACUGACUGGCAGAUAUUUGUGGAUGCAGCUGAUGGCAACAUCAAUGAACUCACAGACUCUGUCAUUGGAUAUAUUGGAAAGUGCAUGGAUGAUAUCAUCACAAAAACCACUGUCCGCAUAUACCCAAAUCAGAAACCCUAGGUAAAUAAAGACGUUCGCGCCAAGCUAAAA